This is a messenger RNA of Pygocentrus nattereri (red-bellied piranha), 2330 nucleotides long. RefSeq names its product zinc finger CCCH-type containing 15 (gene zc3h15). Gene Ontology annotation, molecular function: metal ion binding; mRNA binding. NCBI's taxonomy places the organism in Eukaryota, Metazoa, Chordata, Actinopteri, Characiformes, Serrasalmidae. Gene Ontology annotation, cellular component: cytosol. Gene Ontology annotation, biological process: cytoplasmic translation. The transcript has 10 exons. Bases 137 to 1438 code for a protein of 433 amino acids. The record is from RefSeq and is a predicted model, not a curated record.
GCACACUUCCACACUCUCACACACUCUCGCACUCUCUCUCUCUCUCUCACUGACACACUCUCAGAGCACACUUCCACAGCCCUGCUGAGCACAGCGCAGCGCCGCGCCGGCCUCUGGCUGCUUUAUUCCCGCCGAAAUGCCUCCGAAGAAGCCCGCUCCAGCCACGGGGAACAAGAAAACCCAGGAGAAGAAGAAAGAAAAGAUCAUUGAAGAUAAAACCUUUGGCCUGAAGAACAAAAAGGGAGCCAAGCAGCAGAAGUUCAUCAAAACGGUCACACAGCAAGUCAAAUAUGGGCAGCAGAGUGCACGGCAGAUUGCUGCUGCCGAAGCCGAAAAGGGCAAAAAAGGUGAGAAGAAGAAGGAGCUCGCCGAGCUGAAUGAGCUUUUCAAGCCUGUGGUGGCAGCACAGAAAGUCAACAAAGGUGUGGAUCCAAAGUCGGUGCUCUGCGCUUUUUUUAAACAAGGCCAGUGCACCAAAGGAGACAAGUGCAAGUUCUCCCACGACAUGAGUCUAGACCGAAAGUCUGAGAAACGCAGCAUGUACGUGGACGGCAGAGAAGAGGAUCUGGAGAAAGAGCAAGAUACAAUGGAAAACUGGGAUGAGAAGAAGUUGGAGGAAGUAGUCAACAAAAAGCAUGGAGAGGCGGAAAAAAAGAAAGCGAAAACUCAGAUUGUCUGUAAGUAUUUCCUCGACGCCAUUGAAAACAACAAAUACGGCUGGUUUUGGGUUUGUCCUGGUGGAGGGGACAGCUGCAUGUACCGCCACGCCCUGCCAGUGGGAUUUGUCCUGAAAAAGGACAAAAAGAAGGAAGAGAACGAAGAGGAGGAAAUCUCGCUGGAGGAGCUGAUCGAGAACGAACGAGCAGCUUUGGGACCAAACGUCACUCGCAUCACUCUGGAAACGUUCCUGGCGUGGAAGAAGAGGAAGAGGCAGGAGAAGCUGGCUAAAGCCCAGCAGGACAUGGAGAGGAAAAAAGCCGACUUUAAAGCGGGCAGGUCGCUCGGGGUGAGUGGGCGUGAGGUGUUCGAGUUCAGGCCUGAGCUGGUUAACGAUGACGACGAGGAAGCUGACGAUACCGAAUAUAUCGAAGAAGACGACGACGAGGUUUCUCAAGAGGUGGAAGCAGAAGAGGAGUUCCAAGACAUCGACAUUGCCAGGUUCAUUCUUAAAGAGGUGGACAACACGGGUAUAACGGUGGCAGCAGCGGACAGGUUCACAUCUCGGGUUCCGCCCAACGGCGAGACAGACGACCAUAAGCUGAGCGAAGCUUCCGGAGGAGCGGAGAACGGAGAACACAGCGAGGACCAGACGCUCGAAGAGAACGGAGAGAGUGCGGGAGAGGAAACGGAGGCGGUGCCUGUGGACGAGAACCUGUUCACUGGUGAGGAUCUGGACGAACUGGAGGACGAGUUAAACACACUGGACCUGGACGAGUAAAGCUGAGCUGCUGAGCUUCUUCACCCUCUCCAUGAACUCCAUACGAGGCUUGAAGUGAAUGACAGUGGUUUUUUUUUUUUUUUUUUUUUUUUUGUCUCCGACAAAUAACCAACACCUCCACCAAAACUGUCGGGAAGAGAACCUGGCCGUCUGCUGUCCCUGACUUCCCUCUCGGAGCCGAUCGGAGGAGGAUCUUUUACUCCAGAUCAGAUUUUUCUUGGUUUUUUUUUUUCCCACGCCAUUAAUAAAACAAAAACAAGCUGAUUUUGCUCUUUGCGUAAAAGAUUUCCAGCGGGAUCAUAUUUCAAAAUAAAUAUUUAUUAGGCCACUGAUCAUUUUUUCUUUUGUCCAAUAUAGUCGGAUUUAAACUGCAUUGGUAUUGGUCCAAGUUAAAACCUGCAGUGCUAAUGCGAAGGCUGAUUUACUUUAAAUUUAAAAACUCUUAAAAUUGGCUCUUUUCUCCCUGUUCCUUUUUCCUGAACAGCUGAAAUGUCAGCUUUAAUGAAUACAAAGGAUUUUACUGCUGAUACAAUUUGAGUUUACGAUAUAAACACCUGCAUGACUGUAAAUGAGGAUGAGGAUGUACGUGGUGAACUUGUCAUGCUGAGGUCACUUGUUCUUAAUUGGACUGAAGGGUCAGACAGUUUCUUGGGGCAGACGUGCUGGAGUUUGGUCAUUUUAGGCUCUGACGCCGUGAAAGAAGCUUCAGGAUGGAGAGGCCUGACGGACUGAUCAGCGUUCUCAGAUGUUCUGCUGAGGGUUUGAAGUGCUUUAGGGAAGGAGAGAAGCCGGAGAGUGGAAUGUGUCUGUUCUCGUCUUCUGUUGUUUUUAAAUGCCUCUCACCAACAUGCCAAGACGAAGUGUAAAUAAAAGAAUAUCAGAGACCGACGGA